Chenopodium quinoa (quinoa) is the source of this 988-nucleotide messenger RNA. Its product is annotated as glycine-rich protein A3-like. Lineage: Eukaryota; Viridiplantae; Streptophyta; Magnoliopsida; Caryophyllales; Amaranthaceae. The coding region runs from base 168 to 710 and encodes 180 amino acids. The transcript has 3 exons. The record is from RefSeq and is a predicted model, not a curated record.
AUAUAGAAUAUAAAUUGUGGUUCCUUCAUUUUUAACCACUUAUAUCAAUUUCUCAAACCUUCAAACAUUUUUUCACACCAAAUCAAAAACAAGAAGAAGAACCCAAAGAAAAAAUCUUGAGGAUCAAAUUCUGAAGUUUAUUUUGUAACUUCACCUGGCCUGCAAGAAUGGACAGGCCGAAUAACAAUGAUACAACAGACAAAGGUCUGUUUUCAGGUCUGAUGGGAUAUGCUGCAGGACAUCAUCGUCCUCACGGUCAUGGAUACGGUGCAUACCCUCCUCCACAUGGAUAUCCGCCUCAACAGUAUCCACCACAGCCUUAUCCAUCCCAUUCCUAUGACUCUUAUCCACCAUACCCGCCUCCUGGUGGAUAUCCGCCUUCUGGCUAUCCACCCCACGGGGGCUAUCCCCCUGCCGGGUACCCUCCUCCUGGGGGGUAUCCUCAUUCAUCUGGCUAUCCUCACCAUUCAUCUUCCCAUCAUUCAGGCUUUAGACCAAAUAUGGGACUAUUAGCUGGAGGUGCUGCAGCCGCUGCAGCACUCUAUGGAGCGCAUCAUCUCUCACACGGACACCAUCAUUCGCAUGGACAUGGUAUGUAUGGCGGCUUUGGUCAUCAUGGAAAGUUCAAGCAUGGAAAGUUUGGCAAGCGCUGGAAGCAUCAUGGGGGACAUGGCCUAUUUGGGCGAGGAAAGUUCAAGAAAUGGAAGUGAAGACAUUUUGCUAUUAUCACUAAUACUCAAUAAUACUGUAUUUUAGGGGGAUUGAUCUGGCUUUAUGUUUAUGUUUAAUUAUUUUUGGUGUAUGAAGAAUCGGGUCGUUUAGUACUUGUAGGCCCUGGUAUAUGAAUAUAUUUAUCACUCAUUUGUGUUAUACUCUAGAUAAAUAAAUUCACCUUGUGUAGAUUCAAUGUAGUGUCAAAUACCAACUUUUGGGUAUUAAGCAGAUUAGAUACUCGUUAAUGUGGAUGUCAACUAACUAAUUCGUUAAA